Messenger RNA from Blastomyces dermatitidis ER-3, 306 nucleotides. RefSeq lists its product as uncharacterized. The record is from RefSeq and is a predicted model, not a curated record. Bases 1 to 306 code for a protein of 101 amino acids. Lineage: Eukaryota; Fungi; Ascomycota; Eurotiomycetes; Onygenales; Ajellomycetaceae. The transcript has a single exon.
AUGUGUCUAGCGUAUGUGGGGAAGCGUCCAUGGCAGUGUAAGGAAUUGCAUACUUGUCUGGAACAAGUAUGUGCGGAAGAGAACUCGACUCGAGCACACCAAGCUGAGCCCUUUGCUACGAGAAACGGCCCUUCGCAGGCUGGUUCGUUCGGUGCCGCAAACACGAUAGAAAAAUCGCAGGUCCACAGUCUUCAGGAGAAAUGGAAGCUCCAGGCUGCAUGUUUUGGUAUUACGGUAACUCUCCGCCUAGACAUGUAUGCUGGCCGUAUUGAAUACGCGCCAAGCUUAUUUCCGACCAAGCCCUAA